Molecule: messenger RNA, 435 nt
Organism: Paramecium pentaurelia
Lineage: Eukaryota; Ciliophora; Oligohymenophorea; Peniculida; Parameciidae
Source: the annotation of a GenBank genome assembly
UAAUGAGUGAAGAGCGUAUAGAAUAAAGACCUGAGACAUCAAAAUGUUCUCGAUUGGAUAAAAGGAGAAUGAUAAGUUAGAAUUCUUAAAGAAAUCGUACUGCCAUUUAAAGCAGAACUGCUUAAAAUUUUAAUCCAAAUAGUUAUAAUGGGAUGACAUUGGAAGAAUAUUUUAGAAAUAAAGUUUAAGAGAAUAAUAAUGCAUAAGUAGAUAAAAAAAAAAAAGUAGUGAAGUUUUGUAUGAUAGUUUUUGGUAACAAGCAAUGAAUUCUUUAAAGAAUUCUAAAAUUAAGAUGUUAUGAGAAGAACAUAUAUGGGAGAUAGCAAAUAUAUGAAUAUGAAAUAGGACAUGAAAAAGAAAAUAUAGGAUUAUGAUAAGAAUUUGUUUUAAAAAUAUGCUAAUAAAUUUGAUUUGGGGAAUGGUUUUGGAAAGUGA